AUGGACAGACGUUUUCCAUUUCUUAUUGUUGUCUGGGUGGUGAUAGGAUCUGUCACCGGUGAUUGUCCUAGUGGGUGGGUUAGUCACCGGGAUUCCUGCUACUUUUUAAGUAACCAUAACGCUAACUGGUACGACGCAGGGUUCACAUGUGAGGCCAUUCAUAGCAGGAGAGUAACCAUCGACUCAGAUGACGAGAAUGAUUUUUUGGCUGGGACUUUAAAGCAUUUUAGAGGCGCCUUUCAUUCGGAUGCCUUCUGGACAGAAGGAACAUCGGAGGGCUCAUCAGAUGGUAGUUAUAAGUGGGCAACGUCACAAGACCCCAUUACGUACACUAGCUGGGGCCCUAAUGAGCCAAAUGCCACUCUCGGUGACUGCUUCGUGUUGAAACUCGACAGAUCCUGGCAAUCUAGAGAUUGUCACUAUAGUCAAGGCUUCAUCUGCGAAAUCAGUCGCCAACAGACAGACUGCAUUACAAAGGAAGGUGGAACCAUAAUUGGAUAA
This is a messenger RNA of Ylistrum balloti, 501 nucleotides long. Its product is annotated as perlucin-like protein. The record is from RefSeq and is a predicted model, not a curated record. The coding region runs from base 1 to 501 and encodes 166 amino acids. The transcript has 5 exons. Lineage: Eukaryota; Metazoa; Mollusca; Bivalvia; Pectinida; Pectinidae.